Molecule: messenger RNA, 554 nt
Organism: Paramecium sonneborni
Lineage: Eukaryota; Ciliophora; Oligohymenophorea; Peniculida; Parameciidae
Source: the annotation of a GenBank genome assembly
AUGUAGAAAGAUUUAAAUCAUAAUAUUAUUUAAUUUAGUCAUAUCUAAUUAAGGAUUAAAUAAUAUUAGAAUAUGCACUAUAAGCAAACUAUUUAAUCUCUAUUAAUAAAAAGAUUUCAAAUUAAUAUAGUAAAAAUUAUCUUUCCCUCUUAAUUGAGAAAAGAUCUAAGUAUUGAUUAGAAAGUUUUUUAGGCUAAGAAUCUUAACUAUUCUUUGUUUCUAAUUUAGAGCUGAAGUUUUAGAAACUUUCUUUGAAAGUUAUCACUCAACUUUAAAUAGAGAUAUAUAUUUAAACUUUAAAUAAUAUUUUUAAGAUAUUGAAAAAAUAAAAAAUUGAAUUAUUUUAAAAAAAUGGCAAAAUACUAUGUUUAUUAAUUUUCAAAUAUAGGUAAAUUAAUUUGAUUUCAAUGUAAGGUACAUUCAAAGCCAAAUCAAUUAUUCCAAAAGAAAAUAAAAAAUCUUUUCAUAUUGUAAAUGGAUUUGAUUCGAAUUUUUUAUAAUUAGAAUUAACAGAUUAAAUUUAAAUGAAAUAUUUUCAAGUCUCAAAGUUUUGA